CGACUGGGAAAAUUAGGGGGAAAUCAGGGAUUUUGGGUUGCAGGUAGAUUGGGAAAGGUAGGUUGAGAAAGAAUAAGGGGAAGAACCAAAGAACCCAGAAUGAACGAUGAAGACGAGAACCAAAGCAGAUGGGGAAGAACCCAACAAGACGGGGAAUGAGAAUUAGGGAUUUUCAGUUUAGGGAGAAAAAAGAUGGGGAAGAAGAUGGUAGAGAUUUUUGGUUUGUUGCUCUGGUUGGAUGAGGAAGAAGAUGGGCAAGAAGACAGGGAAGGAACAUGGGGAAGAAACACAGCCAGAAGUAUUAGAGGUGGAGGAAGAAGAGCGACGGUUCCUAGUUGUAGAACUCGUGCUGGAGGUGGUUGUGGAGCAGUGGACGAGAAAAGCAGAUAUAUCCGUUUACCAGAAGAGAAGGGAGAGGAGAGAUCUGGGUUUUCUCAGGCUUGCUGAACUAACAACGGGAGAGGAGAGAUCUUCCUCUUUGAAACCUAGAUUUGGGUUUCAAAAAAAAUUUAGAAUUUGCGAGAUGAAAUCAUCGAACUAUCCUAUUUUAGUUUUGAAGCUGUUUUGAUUGCUAUAGAUAUUUUCUUCAUCUGGUGCAUUUCUUUUGUGGUAGAUAGAUUGUGAUUGAUCUUCAUCUGAUAUUUUCUAAAUUGUGAUUGCUAUAGAUAUUUUCUUCAUCUGGUGCAUUUCUUGUGCGUUUCUUUUGUGGUAGAUCUUCAUCUGAUAUUUUCUAAAUUGUGAUUGGUAUUGGUAUGCUGUAGAGUUCUACAGAGUUUGUUUGAAACCCAGAUCUAGGUUUCAUCACAAUUAACAAUUAAAAAUUUU
Molecule: messenger RNA, 825 nt
Organism: Rubroshorea leprosula
Lineage: Eukaryota; Viridiplantae; Streptophyta; Magnoliopsida; Malvales; Dipterocarpaceae
Source: the annotation of a GenBank genome assembly